Penaeus indicus is the source of this 1112-nucleotide messenger RNA. Its product is annotated as sialate:O-sulfotransferase 1-like. Gene Ontology annotation, molecular function: sulfotransferase activity. The record is from RefSeq and is a predicted model, not a curated record. The transcript has 9 exons. Bases 52 to 1059 code for a protein of 335 amino acids. NCBI's taxonomy places the organism in Eukaryota, Metazoa, Arthropoda, Malacostraca, Decapoda, Penaeidae.
UUGGAAGUCUUGUGUCAAAGCUGGCGGAGGUCGCAAGGUGUCGCUUCUGCAAUGUGCAACGUCUCUCUACGGCAUUUUCUCGGGCUCGUUCUCUUCGGGAUCUUGUUAAUAAUUGGAUACGCGCUUCGAAGUGCAGAUCCAGCCCACUUCAUUUCAAAACCUGCUUCUUUGUCUCUGCGAUAUGAGGGCGUUCGAGACACGCUGGGACGUACAUUCAUAGGCUUAAAUUAUGACGAAGAGGAAAAAAACGAAUGGAAAGCAAUGCCAGACGAACGAAACGGCCAACUGCCCCAAGAGCGCUGGCCUGAGUUGGACCUCAGCAUGCCGACUGCGUCCUUGUGGCCUUCAGAUCCUGCCUGCUCUAAGUACAACGUUUCCUUUGCUCGUAAUCACACUGAAACUUUCCUGGUGUCGUUCCCUCGAUCUGGCAACACCUGGCUGCGCUACCUGACGGAGGGGGCGUCGGGCGUGGCUACGGGCGCCGUCUAUGCAAAGGAAAAACUCUACCACUUUGAGAUGACAAGCGACAUGAAGAAACUGAGAGGGAAAGUCAUUCUCACAAAAACGCAUUUCAGCAACAGACGCACAGUACCAGACGCAGCCCCUGUUAUAUUGCUGCUGAGAAAUCCUGCCAAAUGUAUAGUUUCCUUCUACAAUUUUUUGAGAAGCCCUUGGAAAAGAAGGUGGUUUCACAAUGUGAGCUACGAAUCCUAUUUUCAAGAGAGAUUUGUCAGCUUUACAAACCGUCAACUUCUUGCAUGGAGAAAGCUGGCCAAGGACCGCCUGCUGUAUUCCCGUCGGAUUCUGGUGAUCCCGUACGAGGAGCUGAGGGAGGACCCGAUGGCGCAGGUGCGGAGGACGCUCGCGUUCCUGGGCGUCCCGGCGGAUGAGGCUCGCCUGGCUUGUCUCCAGAACCACCUGCAAGGGCCAGGCUUGGGACUGCAGAGACAGGUCGACCCAUACUCGCCUGAGCAGAAACGUGCGAUCGCGGAGGCCAUAGCUUAUGUCUCUGAACUUCUUCGGAAACGGGACUUCCCUCCUCUGCCGGCCUAUAACUAGUUGAUCUCCCGAUGAUUGAGAGAUAAAGAUAUACACAUUUACUUUUCACUCAC